GCCGAGGCUUUGAAUCGAAUCUAUUCGGAAGCCCUCGAAUCUGGCAUACCCAUAAUCGGAGAUAUUCGGCUAUCUCCGGACUUGAGGGCUGAGGCGCUGGGGCACUUGGGUACUUGGGGCUGGUUCCGGACCGGAAGUGCGUGGGUUACUGGGGCUGGCUGUACUUAGGGUUUUCCGGAAACAUGGAAGAGACUUGGGGAGUUGGAGCAGGAGCUGAAGCACUCUUGUGAUCUCUGGGCGCCCUCCAAGGGGAAAAGGGAGGAUGCCACUGGAAUCGUCUUCCACAUCAGUGCCACCCUGCUUCCCUUCUGUGUUACCCUCAGUGCCUGAUGACAUUGCCAACUCUUCCCCACCUCCAAUGUCUUACAUCACUUCCCAGGAGAUGAAGUGUGUUCUUCACUGGUUUGCCAGUUGGUCAGGUCCCCAGCGGGAACGUUUUCUCCAAGACCUGGUCGCUAAGGCAGUGCCAGGAAAGGUGCAGCUACUGCUGGAUGGUCUGGAGCAGCUCAGUGUAUCUGCGGCAAGUCGACCACCGUGUAUCUUUGAGUGUCAGCUACGUCUUUGGGAUCAGUGGUUUCGAGGUUGGGCUGAGCAGGAGCGCAAUGAAUUUGUCAGGCAGCUGGAGGUCGGUGAGCCAGAUUUCGUGGCAAAAUUUUACCAAGCAGUGGCUGCCACUGCUGGUAAGGACUGACAGGUAUUCAGAUCAAGCGAAUGACGUGAUCACGCCAAGGCCAUGACUGUAGUGAUGAUUCAGUGCAACUGUGUCACUUAAAGAAUCACCUGAACUGCCAGGGUAGUGGUCCACCGUUUAUUCCAGCACUCAGGAAGCAGCCUGGUCUACAUAGCAAGUUCCAGGCCAGCCAGCAGUACAAAGUGAGACUCUGCCUUUAAAAAGAUUUUUUUGGCAUGAACUUCCUGUUGAGUGCUAACACUGUUUUACCCUGGCAGUACGUCACUUGGACUCUCUCCAUUUUUAGCAAAUCUGAUUUUUUUACAGGACAUGUCUAAAUCUCAAGGAUUUAAUGACUGCUUUUGUCACUAUAACUAACCAGGAACCAGUAUCUUGUAACUCGAGUCCAGAGCUGGCCCAGAUGUGGCUGGUUUUACCACAUCUACCCAACUCUAACAUAAUUAUGUAAUUUCCCAACUGCUGGGUUUCCCAGCGGUGAUUUAAUAAAAUUAAGAAAAAUUGAGAGAAAGAAA
Messenger RNA from Rattus rattus (black rat), 1203 nucleotides. It is a transcript of the gene C12H14orf119, whose product is annotated as chromosome 12 C14orf119 homolog. NCBI's taxonomy places the organism in Eukaryota, Metazoa, Chordata, Mammalia, Rodentia, Muridae. Bases 263 to 691 code for a protein of 142 amino acids. The record is from RefSeq and is a predicted model, not a curated record. The transcript is spliced from 2 exons.